AUGGCAAACUUGUUGAAAGUGUAUUCGACUAAUGAGAGCGAUGUUGAGGCCAGUACUGAUCAUCCGCAGGAGAAACGCUUCGACUACUCCCAGAGAGCGCAAUGGCUUCGGGGAGUUGUGCUUGGAUGCAAUGAAGGCGUGAUGUCUUCAUCCAUAUUAGUGAUGGGUAUGUCUGUUUUUAUAGAUAAUACUAAUGAUCUAGUGAUCACUGGUCUCAUGGGCUUAAUUGCUGGAGCUUUAGCUAUAGCAACUGCAGAGUACAUAUCUGUCUACACACAAAUUGAUGUGGUAGAGGCUCAAAAUGAGCGCGACAGAAGAAGUGGUCGAGUUGGAGGUGGUUCGGCCCCGAGUCCAACUCAAAUAGGCUUGGCUGCAUCACUCACCUAUUUAAUUGGAGGGUUUGUGCCAAUACUUACUGCAUUUUUUGUGAGGCACCAUGUGCUGAGGUUUAUUGCGGUGGCGUUUGCGGCUUGUUUGUCCAUGUCAGGGGCCGGUUACUUUGCAGCAACACUUGGGAAGGCACCGGUGUUGAGAUCUUGUGCAAGAGUGUUGAUGGGAGGAUGGAUUGAGAUCGCGAUUAUGAUAGGGAAACGAAAGGUUCUCGAAUGUUAUGGACUCUAG
Messenger RNA from Daucus carota subsp. sativus, 621 nucleotides. Its product is annotated as vacuolar iron transporter homolog 4. Gene Ontology annotation, biological process: intracellular manganese ion homeostasis. The coding region runs from base 1 to 621 and encodes 206 amino acids. Gene Ontology annotation, cellular component: membrane. NCBI's taxonomy places the organism in Eukaryota, Viridiplantae, Streptophyta, Magnoliopsida, Apiales, Apiaceae. The transcript has a single exon. The record is from RefSeq and is a predicted model, not a curated record. Gene Ontology annotation, molecular function: manganese ion transmembrane transporter activity; iron ion transmembrane transporter activity.